This is a messenger RNA of Rhodamnia argentea, 1425 nucleotides long. RefSeq lists its product as uncharacterized. NCBI's taxonomy places the organism in Eukaryota, Viridiplantae, Streptophyta, Magnoliopsida, Myrtales, Myrtaceae. The transcript has a single exon. Bases 1 to 1425 code for a protein of 474 amino acids. The record is from RefSeq and is a predicted model, not a curated record.
AUGGAACAAGAAGCACGGAACCCCGGUGUAACCGCACCGGGCGAAGUUCGUGAAUUAAGACAGGUGAUUACGCAGCUUGUUCAAGAAAUGAGGACACUGUCGCAGCGCAAUCCGAAUCCAGCCGCACCGCUUGAUAUACCCGAUUUGGUUGACGAGAACCCUGGAGCCGAAAUCAUUGAAGGGGUACCAAUUCCUAUUCCUGGACCCGUUGAUCUCGAUCCCAUAACUACUGUUAUCUCGGCCCGGUUAGAGGAACAAGCUAGACAAAGGUUUGCUGAGCUCGAACCGGAAUUCAAAAACAAGCGCGAUUGUGAAGCAAUUGGGGAUUUGUCUCGGUUUGCCAGAAUCGAAUUUCCAGAGAAGUUCAAAGUACCCGACUUCGCAAAAUAUGCUGGGACAGGCGAUCCUAGAGCACACCUUAAGCACUAUGUCAACAAAAUGGGCCCAUAUGUCAACAACAUCCCUUUGUUGACUCGGACUUUCCAAAGCAGCCUGGAAGGAGCAGCUCUUCGUUGGUACCUAGACUCGAAUGCAGAUAAAAUUGAAAGGUGGGAAGAAUUGGCUAAGUUGUUCGUAGAUCAUUACCAGUAUAACACCGAAAUGGCUCCAACACGUGAUGCUCUAUCACGAACGGAAAAGAAGAGGGAUGAAACAUUUCGGGCAUUCGCCCGGAGAUGGCGUGCGCUAGCGGCGGAAGUCCGCCCACCCCUUGAAGAAAGUGAAUUGCUGGACCAUUUCUUAAAGGCACUUCCUAACGAAUUUUAUCACAAGCUCGUUUGUUCAUGGUGUCAAAACUUCCCACAACUAGUUGCGGUAGGCGAACGAAUCGAGAGUGGUAUGCAUUCGGGGAGAAUUGUGGAAGGGGCAAGCCGAAGGCCUAUGGCGAAGAAGGAGAAAGAAAUGGAAAUCGCAUUUGUGCAGAAUCCUCCUACGGUGGAACGACUACCGGCGGCCUCGUCGGGUUCCUCGACCCCUUAUUACAAGGGUUAUCAAAAUAGCCAGCCCGGAAAGAUGAAGUCAUUUACCCCACUCCCCACUGCCUCGUCUCGGCUCUUGCCAAUAUUGCUGGAAAAACGUCUUGUAGCCAAAGAAGUCGCCCGAGAUCCUCUCCCGAAUUAUUUCGGAUUUGACCCAUCAAAGUCCUGCAUAUACCAUAUGGGCGAGAAAGGGCAUGACGUUGACAACCGCUUUGUCCUCAAGCUUAAGAUCCAAAAUCUGCUAGAUAGAAAAAUACUUUCGUUUAAAAAUUCUGAACCCAACAUCCAGCAAAACCCCUUGCCAGCACAUCCUCGAAAUGUUGGGAUGGUACUUGAAGAUGAAGAUCCUUCUAGCCGGAAGUUACGAGUAAACAUUUCUCGAUUAUAUGAAACCCCGGUGAUAGCUGGACAUUACGGUGCGAAAGAUGUUACAAUCCACGAGAAAUGA